Molecule: messenger RNA, 1287 nt
Organism: Anthonomus grandis grandis
Lineage: Eukaryota; Metazoa; Arthropoda; Insecta; Coleoptera; Curculionidae
Gene: fs(2)ltoPP43
Product: probable RNA polymerase II nuclear localization protein SLC7A6OS
Exons: 4
Coding region: 195-1133 (312 amino acids)
Biological process (GO): developmental process
Source: RefSeq, a predicted model, not a curated record
AAUGUUACUGCUAGGCUUUAAAUUUUUUAUUUAAGAUCAUUCACUGACAGCUGUCACUCCGCCAUUUUGUAAGAAACAGUUGAAAGGACGUACAUAUACGUAAACAAAGACGCUUUUUUUUACUUCUUGGGUCUUCCUCUAAUUUCCCAUUUAAUUUAGAACAUUUCAAGCAUUUUAUUAAAAAAAAACUUUAAAUGGCAGCAGUAGUUCGUAUAAAACGUCGUUUAGACGAAGACCCGCAAGAAACGUUAGUUUUAAAUUGUAAAAAGCGUCGGACAAACGGUUCACAAUCCCAAGAAGAUCUCAGUACAGUGCUCACGCUCGCAGGAACAUCCCAAAAGAAUGAAAACAUUGAGACUCUGCUUAAAAAACACAAAAUUCCCGAGUCCAAAGAGCUGAGAGAUCAGUAUAAGAAGCACACAGUGGAUAUGUCGACUAAGCUUCGCCUUGAGGCGAAAGAAGCCUCCAAAAACAACAGAUAUAAAGUGGUAAACUGCUUCAGAAAGACUUUAAACAGCACAGAGGAACCUGAAAAUGCUUCAGCUACAACCAGCACUUCCGAGAUCACAGUUUUAGACAUCGAAACUGAUCAUAACUGUAAUGAGGCCACAAUGGAGAACCGCGAGAGCAGCACAGAGCCUCAAGAGUCUAAUUAUGUAUAUGAUUUUUACUAUACAACCUCAGACGACUUUGGGGAGGCAGAUAUAGAUCAAUAUGUUAGCAUCCGGCCCUUAAAUGAUCCACUCUUCUUUGGAUCUGUAAGGGAUAAUGGAUUAAAUGGAGAAGACUCGGAAGAUGAAAGUGAAGAUUCUAAUGCAGAAAACUAUUUUACCAAUGAUUACCCCGAUGAAGAUGACCUGCAAAGCAUCAAUGAAGAUGAUAUGAUCGAAGCAGUAAACAACCUAAAAAUCGAAGAGGAUCUUCUUUCGAGUGACUCGGGUGAGGAGCAGUUAGUUUACAGUCGUGAAGAGGAAGAAUUCCAAGAUCGAGAGUGUGAGGUGGACAGAGAGGACGAACUGAGAUACGGGAAACUAUAUGCCAAAUUUAAAGCUAAAAAUAAAAACGUGCAGACUAGCAGUUUGGCCAAGGAUUUUUAUUACGGAGACAUCGAUGAGGAUGAAUAUUAUUAUUAAUUAUUUUGUUGUAUUUGUGUUUAUUCUAACUUGUUAUGACUUUAAGUAAGGUGAAAUUUCUUUUUUAGUGUAGAAUGUAAGUUUAAUGUGCAAAUACAAGAUUACUGUACUAAGUACCCUUUUAAAUUAAAAAAAUUUGUUCUUUUAAUAAAAA